AUGCAGAGAUGUAUGGUGGCAGUGUGCUGGGGAGGCCAAGUACCAUUUAGGGUACCAGUGGCCACAGCAACAUUGUACGUCUGUGAUGUUAAGGUUAUUGAGACAAUUUUAGUAGAAGAUUUUUCAUUCUUUAAAGACAGGUGGGUGAAAUUUAAAAACCCUUUAGUAGAUUCGCUCACAUUCGGCAAAGGAGAAGAAUGGCGUGAAAGACGUCUUAGAAUUGCUCCAGCCUUUGGUCCUGGCAAAGUACGGGGUAUGUUUCAGCAGAUAUUUGGUGCUACGGAUGGAAUACUUAAAGAAAUUGAAGACCAAAAUGCAAGAGAAGAAUGUAUAGAAAUAGAAAAUUUAGCAAACCAGUUCUCUAUAGAUGUAAUGUCCAGUUGUUUGUUUGGAGUAAAUAUGCUUCACUCCCGUGAAGCCAUUCUGAUUAAAAAAGCCCUCGAUGAAAUGUACGUUGUUUCAAAAAGUCACCCGAUAAUAACGAUGAUAGGGUUGAAGUAUCCAAAAAUUUUUGAUUUUCUAUACAUGAUCAAGGGCUAUCGAGAUGCAAUUAUUUCCUACGUGAAUGUAAUCAAUGACAUAAUUCAAUUUCGGGCGACAAACAAAACCAAAAGAAACGAUAUUCUUCAAGUUAUGCUAGACUUGGAAGAUCAAGACGAGGAAAUAAGUGAAAAUGUGAACAAAUCUAAAGCUGAGCAAACUAAUGAAAAUAAUGCAACUGUUACCUCUCAAAAAUCUAAACAUAUUUUCAGCCAUGAAUUAAUUGCUGCAACAAUACAUAACUUUUACCACGCAGGUAUCAAGCCAACAGCCGUAACCAUUAUGUUUGCUCUUUAUGAAAUCGCUAGACAUCCAGAAAUCCAGGAUAAUUUAGUAGAAGAAGUAAAAUCAUCAUUGACAAAAUACAAGGGAUGGAACCCUUGUGCUCUUGAACACAUGACAUACUUGGAUCAGGUUAUUCAAGAGACUCUCAGGCUAUACAGCUUCAACAUUUCACUGUCUAGAGUCUUGACCAAACCCUACACCUUGCCUGGGACUAACGUAACUCUAGAUGAGGGAAUGAAUGUUUUUGUUCCAAUCGAUGCCAUUCACAGAGACCCAGAGUUUUAUCCGGAACCAGAGAAAUUCAGACCUGAGAGAUUCGAUGGUCAUCACUACAAGCCUACCUCUACGUUCCUUCCCUUCGGCCAAGGCCCUCGCAUCUGUGUGGCUAUCCGCAUGGCUGUCACUACAGUCAAACUCUGCCUUGCUCGCAUAUUGGCUCAAUACCAGGUGAAGAUUGCAGACAAGAUGCAGCUUCCCCUGGAGCUGAUUCCGAGUGAGUUCUACCCCAGACCUAAGGGUGGCAUGUGGCUGCAGUUUGUGCCAAGAGAAAAUGUCACACAAGUCCAGACCCUGAUACCGGAAGCUACAGUGUUGUCCCGGUUGCCUGGGCAGCGACAACGACAACGCCACCUGGGGGAGGGGGAGAGAGAGAGAGAACACUACUCUGUUCUGUUUCUGUUCGUCUGUUUGUCAGUUCACCUGUCUCGUCUCGCACGCGAAACCAACGUCGCUGCGCUGUGUGCCGCGCCGGUUUUAUAG
Macrosteles quadrilineatus (aster leafhopper) is the source of this 1584-nucleotide messenger RNA. Its product is annotated as probable cytochrome P450 6a14. The record is from RefSeq and is a predicted model, not a curated record. The transcript has 5 exons. Lineage: Eukaryota; Metazoa; Arthropoda; Insecta; Hemiptera; Cicadellidae. The coding region runs from base 1 to 1584 and encodes 527 amino acids. Gene Ontology annotation, molecular function: iron ion binding; oxidoreductase activity, acting on paired donors, with incorporation or reduction of molecular oxygen; heme binding.